GACACCAUUGCUCCCCCCUUCCCUUAUAUAAUAGAGUUAGGACACCAAAAAAAGAAAAAGAAAGAGUAACUACUUAUUUUAAUUAAAAAAAUAAAAAAUGUAAAAAUAAAAAAAGAAACUACCUAAUUGGUUUAAAAAAUAAAAAAAUACAUUACAAAAAGAAAAUCAUCAACAAUUCAAAUAUCCUUAAUUUAUUAAAUAUAAUUAAUAAUUAAUUUAAUUUUCUACAUCUCCUAAAUAAAAUUAAUUUUUUACAUAUUUCCACUGUGCAUAUAAAACUAGUCAUUUGUCAACGAAAUCCUUUUUCUUCUUCUCGUAGGAAAAAAAACCACCACUUUUGCCUUUGAAAAAAUGAAUCUUCAAGCUGUGAGACAGCGACAGCCAACAAAAUGACAAACAAGGAAUCAUUGAAAAUUCAUAGUACUACUACUUAGAUUCCAAAAUGAUUCAGAAAGAAAUCCCAGAUUCCAAAAAUGGUAGAAGAGCAAAAACACCCAUUGUUGCUCCAUCCAAACCCCAACAAUGGAGUUGCUAAUGUUAAUGAAAGAUAUGGAGGAGACAUAUUAUUAGAGAAUAUGAGUGAAACACUUUCCAUUUUUGAUAGAAAAAGAGAGACAUGGGAUGAGCUGAAGAAAGUAUGGCAGAUAGGUGGGCCAUCAAUCUUUUGCCGUCUUGCCAUGUUUUCUCUCACCAUCAUCACUCAAUCAUUGGCUGGCCAUUUAAGUGAUCUUGAUCUUGCUGCUUUCUCCAUUGCAACCACUCUUCUUAUUGCCAUAAGCUUUGGCUUCUUGAUAGGAAUGUCAACCGCAUUGGAGACAUUAUGUGGGCAAGCCUAUGGUGCUAGACAACACCACAUGUUAGGCAUCUACAUGCAACGUUCCUGUGUAGUUCUCUUUCUUUGCGCCAUUCUUUUGCUUCCCAUGUUCAUAUUUGCGGCACCUCUACUGAAGAUCCUAGGCCAAUCAGCUGAAGUGGCAGAACGAACUGGCUUAGUGGCAAGAUGGUUGAUCCCCAUGCACCUCAGCUUUGUAUUUCAGUUCUCAUUUCAGAGAUUCUUACAGAGCCAACUUAAAACGGCUAUCAUUGCUUGGUCCUCUGCUGUAUCUUUGGCAGUUCAUGCGAUUAUUAGCUGGAUUUUUGUUUAUAAGCUCGGCGUUGGCAUAGUAGGCACUGCCCUUACUCUUGAUUUUUCCUGGUGGCUCUCAGUUUUCAUAUUUUAUGGGUAUGUGGUUUAUGGCGGGUGUCCUAAGACAUGGAAUGGUUUCUCAUGGCAAGCUUUUACUGAAUUGUGGGACUUCUUCAAGCUUGCCUUGGCUUCUGGUGUCAUGGUCUUGUUGGAGAAUGUCUAUUAUCGGUUGCUUGUAAUAGCAUCUGGGGAUGCUGGAAGUUCACAUGCUGCUGUUGAUGCUCUCUCCAUAUGUGUGACUUUGUUUGGCUGGGAGUCCAUGGUUCCACUAGGAAUACUUGCUGCCACUGGUGUGCGAGUAGCCAUUGAGUUGGGGGCUGGAAAUGUUGGUGGGGCCAAGUUUGCAGCUAAAGUGUGCAUGCUGACAUCUUCAGUCAUUGGACUGAUAUUCUUCGCACUGGUCAUAGCCAUCCCCGACAAGCUAGCACUGAUUUUUACGCCUAAUUCAUCUGUGAUUUCUAUUGUUCGUGAGCUAGCAGUUAUGCUGGCCUCUACCAUUCUCCUGAAUAGCAUUCCUCCAGUUUUUUUAGGCAUAGCAGUUGGAUCAGGUUGGCAAGUAUUGGCAGCAUAUAUAAAUAUUGGAAGCUAUUACUUGAUUGGCUUCCCUCUCGGAAUUUUUCUAGGACGAGUGAUGAACUUUGGAUAUAUGGGAAUCUGGGUUGGAAUGCUUGGUGGGAGUGUGACACAGAUACUGCUUCUGGCCACUGUCACAAACAAAAUUGGAUGGGAAAAGGAGGUUCAGAAAGCUCGUGGCAAACAUUUCUUGACGAAUAAAGUCGUGCAUGACUAGGCAAUUUGAUCUGUGAAUUUGAUGAUUUACAAAGGUAUGAUACACAACACACCAAUCCACCGACUCCCCUUGCGCACAUUGUCGCUAGCGGGGUGGUAAAAUAAUUCAUUUUUCGCUCGUUUUUUCUUAGGAUGAAAAUUGAAGUUCUUGCAAUAGCAGUCAUUCCAUGCACUUAUUUAUCUUUCUAUUUCUUUUCUUUAAUUAAAAUUUUCAAGAUUUUCUAUACGCAUCCACAAAACAUGGGUGCAGAUCAUUUUUGCAAAGACUCGAAAACGGAAACUUGAAUCUAAUUACACUUCUAAUAUAUGUGAAUAGUGUGAUAAAGUGAUAAUUGUAUAAAAAUUAUUUACUGAAAGUGGCAUUAAACACCACGAUGAACCUAUUUGAUUCAAGUAUGAUAAAAGAUUGGAAUGUCGAACAAUUUGAAUUUAAUCCAUACCGUCGUUUUAUUACCUCUAUUGGGUUUACUAUAUUUAGAACCUGUUUUUUUUGGACUUAUUUUCAGUUCAGUGCAGUUAAUUUCAGUUUAAUGCAGUUUCUCUCAGUUAAGUUAGUUUCAGUUCAGUUCAGUUUCUCUCAAUUCAAAAGAACAGGGCCUUAGCCUCGAAUUUGUCUCUUUUUCCUCUAUUGUUUCUCUCCCUUCAUCUCCUUCUUGUCCUUCCAAACUUAUCUUCACUCCCUUUUCUCUCCUGUAAAUGCAAUCCGCUACCUAAUUUUGUUAGGGGUAGCAGUAGCAAUUGCGUUAUUGUGGUCUAUGGAAAUCACCGAUCUUUCAACCCCUUCACGAAAAGAUAAGGCUAAGUCUUACCCUAACAUACACAAAGUUAUUAUCUGAUUAGACCUUAAAUUUCCAUAUUUCCCAAUGAACAGUUUAACAAGAGUCGAACUACUUUACAAGCUAAGCAACAAGGCGUUUGCUACUCUUAACAGAAGUCUGAACAAUAUUGAGUUAAUAUGAGCACAUACACAAAGUAUAUGCAAGAGGCGCUUACAACUAGAUACACAACAAACUCUUCAUCCUUGUCAGAGUAGUCUUCAGUCAUAACUACGUACGGAGUACUUGAUUACACCAUCUUCUAACCUGUAGUUCAUAAGAGCACCCACAAUGGCAAGCUUCAACUACUUAUUGCUUUGUAUGCCACAUCAGAUUUUCAAACUACAACAUUCCUAAACUACAACCUUUUCCAUUGGAAAUCUACAACCACUUGUAGUUUUUGUAUGUCCCACAUGUCAUCACCAUACAACAAUUUUUAAUGUGAAAGAGUAAAGUGAAAGUGGGGUCCACAAAAAAUUGACAAAACAAGUAGCUUUGUGGAGCUACUUGGCUUCACAAAGCAACAAGCUUGUUUUCUCUCCAACAAUAGAGCUAGUAGCUCCAACUUUUGGAAAAUUGCAAGCUAGGACCUAAGAGCAACCAUUGGAGUUGCUCUAAGCAUCCAUAUCACAAGACAGUAGAAUACCCUGCAAUCCAUUACCCGUUUAUGUCAUUUACGGCCCUUUUAGUUAGUGAUCAUUAAUAGUGGUAAUGGUAAUAAAAUUUAAUGUAAAUUUGUAAAGAAGUUCUCAUGUCAAUGACCAUGGGAAUAAAAUUUUAUCACAAUGUAAAUUUGUAAAGAAGUUCUCAUGUCGAUGACCAUGGGAAUAAAAUUUUAUCACAAAACAUAGAUUUUCCUUUAUAAAUUUCCAUUACCACUCAAUACUAUCUUUCCAAGUGGUAAUGGAUAGUAAUGAGAUUUUACGAAGAAAAUGGAUAUCUUGGGAUGGGAUAGCAUUACCAUAGGUAAUAACAUUAGAUUUCUUGUACAGAUUUACACUAUAAUGCAUUACCAUUCCCAUCAUUUAUGGCUCUCAACAGAUAGUUAAUGUCAGAAGAGGCGGUUGCGAGUCUGAAUUCAGAAGUACACUUAAUAUGAGUACAUGACCCCAAGUGGCUGAUCCAGAUUUAACUCACGUGGUUUGAAGUACUUUGAAAAAAUGCCAAAAUAAAACAAUGAAAAUUGUCAAUGCAUUAGCAAUUAUAUAACAUUUAUCUAAGCAUUCAAAAAAUAUAGGUGUAUAAAAGGACAAAUAAAUCCUUUUUCUUUUUUGUAAGAAACAUAAAUCCAAGUAGCUAGAUAUUUGCAAACUUAAAAUUGGAAGGCAAAAAAUUCAAAAGUAAUAUGUAGAAUCACUGUCAGACAUUAGUUUGGUAUCUAAAAACAAUUAAAAGAAGAAAUUUGAUGUGAAUAAUCAACUUUCUGGUUUCAACUUUCAAGCUUUGGGAUGGUUCUCAUAAUAAUAAUCCAAAUAUUUUUCUUUUUUGCCAUUACAUGCAGUGUCACCUACACAUUUUGAGUAUAUUGUACAUAGGAAAUUGAAGAGUUCAUAUUAUUUUGUUAAGAUAGCACUUGAACUUGGGUGUUUUUAAAGUAAUCAAAAACAGAGAUUAUUAUUCAUAUGGGUAAAAAUUGGGGUUAUUUAUAAAAAAGAAAUGAAGUAUAGUAAGUGCUCUAUAAAAUUAAAACUAAAAAAAAAUUAAAAAAUAGAGGUCUAUAUGAAUCAAAAAAGAAAAGGAAAAAAGUAAA
Messenger RNA from Beta vulgaris subsp. vulgaris (sugar beet), 4540 nucleotides. Its product is annotated as protein DETOXIFICATION 27. Gene Ontology annotation, molecular function: antiporter activity; xenobiotic transmembrane transporter activity. The transcript has 9 exons. The record is from RefSeq and is a predicted model, not a curated record. The coding region runs from base 474 to 1976 and encodes 500 amino acids. Gene Ontology annotation, cellular component: membrane. Lineage: Eukaryota; Viridiplantae; Streptophyta; Magnoliopsida; Caryophyllales; Amaranthaceae. Gene Ontology annotation, biological process: xenobiotic detoxification by transmembrane export across the plasma membrane.